Messenger RNA from Closterium sp. NIES-65, 585 nucleotides. NCBI's taxonomy places the organism in Eukaryota, Viridiplantae, Streptophyta, Zygnematophyceae, Desmidiales, Closteriaceae. The record is from the annotation of a GenBank genome assembly.
AUGUACCUGGUCUACUUCUCGUCUGCGGAGCAACCAGCGCGUUUUGCAACUGACAAGCGCGGCAAGUGGAAAAUCGAGAAGGAGGACGACCUCUCGUCGUUGCUCUUCUCCUCCACCACUCCCAUUCCAAUUUCGUCCCCACUGGCUACGACGUGCGCGGGGAUGAUCAACCCGUGCGGCGAGGGCAGUUGCUACAUGAACGGCAGAGUACUGCGUCCAGAGCCUCUCGCUGAAAAUCUGCUCUUGCACAUGUACAGGCUUAACCCAGGCGUCAACUGCAACAGCAAUCUUGCAGUGGGCUCAUACGUCUGUGUGGCACCAUCAGCACCUUCGACCACCAUCAGCUGCACGGGGUGGUACCGGGUGAUGCAGGGCUACACAUGCCCCUCCAUCUGGAAUGGAGCCAACCUCACCAUGUCCAUGUUCCUCUCCAUCAAGCCGGGUAUCCAGAUGAGCCAUCAACCGGGCAUCCAGGUAACUUCCCUGAAGCUUCCCAUACCGACCAUUGGCAUCCUUCAACGACCUCACACCACUCCGUCCACUUCCCCACCCUUCCCGGCCCUUCCUCCCUGCCUGCCCAGCUAG